Macroventuria anomochaeta is the source of this 585-nucleotide messenger RNA. RefSeq lists its product as uncharacterized. Lineage: Eukaryota; Fungi; Ascomycota; Dothideomycetes; Pleosporales; Didymellaceae. The record is from RefSeq and is a predicted model, not a curated record. The annotation marks the transcript as partial. The transcript has 2 exons.
AUUGAACCUAAGGAGACAUACGAGGAGGUAGUCAAAAAGACGACGAAGCGUAUGAAGGCCACGUUUCCGGAGAAGGAAGGGCGCAAUAACCUACGAGUAUGAUACGAGACGGCGCUCCUGGAACGACUUCUAGCGGCACCUAUGAACGUAGCGCUGAAGCAGCUGGUGUAGACAGCCCACAGUCGGGCGCCAACCGAGCCUGCAAACUUUGCCGAGUGGGUCGAGAUCAGACCACAAGAGCCGUAUGGUCUUGCAGCCUCACCUUGCUGGCAUGAAGAAGAUCGUGUUGGCAAGAGCGACUGAGGCAGAGAGUAGCGGAGAAAACUCGGGUUGAAGGACUCGGACAGGAGAUGUUGGAUAUCAAGAAGCAAAGCUAUCCAGUUGAAGGAUUUGGCGAGACCAAACCCAAUAAUCUUAAUUUGGAUGGGAAAGCGUUGACUACACGAAAAGCGAGCUGCAUAGUAAUGGAACUUGACCGACCCUUCUUGAUGAUUGUAUUCUCUACGUGCGCGCCUGAACGGCGAUGCACAAACGUCCCACUGGACGGCAAGGCAGGAAGGCGCAAGGCUACCUGUUGUAAACGAU